Messenger RNA from Neomonachus schauinslandi (Hawaiian monk seal), 636 nucleotides. RefSeq names its product DNA (cytosine-5)-methyltransferase 3A-like. The transcript is spliced from 4 exons. The record is from RefSeq and is a predicted model, not a curated record. The annotation marks the transcript as partial. NCBI's taxonomy places the organism in Eukaryota, Metazoa, Chordata, Mammalia, Carnivora, Phocidae.
CCCACCGCCCAGCUGCCCGCAAUGCCCUCCAGCGGCCCCGGGGACACCAGCAGCUCCGCUCCGGAGCGGGAGGAGGACCGCAAGGAGGGAGAGGAGCAGGACGGAGCUCAUGGCAAGGAGGAGCGGCAGGAACCCGGCACCACCGCUCGGAAGGUGGGGCGGCCUGGGCGGAAGCGCAAGCACCCCCCGGUGGAAAGCAGUGACACGCCAAAGGACCCUGCAGUGACCUCCAAGUCCCCGUCCAUGGCCCAGGACUCAGGCUCCUCAGAGCUGUUACCCAACGGGGACUUGGAGAAGCGGAGUGAGCCCCAGCCAGAGGAGGGGAGCCCUGCUGGAGGGCAGAAGGGCGGGGCCCCAGCAGAGGGAGAGGGUGCGGCUGAGACCCCGCCCGAAGCCUCCAGAGCCGUGGAGAAUGGCUGCUGCACCCCCAAGGAUGGCCGAGGAGCCCCUGCAGAAGAGAGUGAGUCCUGGGCGCAAGGGGCAGCCUCUUCUGGGAUCCCCAGGAUUCUCCCAAGGCCUCAGAGCUGGGGGGGACCCCUGAAGGCCACCAUGCAUUGCCUGGAUGCUGAGACCGGCGAGGUGCUGCCCGGGGGCGUAGGCAGCGGUCUGCUGGGGGCUCGGCCACCUGGCCUGUAG